AUGAUUGAUGCCAUUCUCAGUGUCGCUGAUCUUGAAGAGAUUACAGUCAAGAGAAUCAGGAAUGCUCUCCAGGAGCUCUUUGCCGUCGACCUUCUUCCUCAUAAGAAAGAAAUGAAUAGCUUUAUCCUACAAAGGUACUAUAAGCUACUAGACGAAAAGGAAAACCCAAAGUCAGACGACGCUGAGAAAAUCAAGAAAGAGCGGGAGUACCAGGACCACUUGCUAGCGCAGAAGUUGCUGCGAUCAGACAAUAACAGGCCCAUCACUCGCCGUGGUAUCACUCCGUCGAAAGUUACGAAAAAGAAAACCACACGAAAACUGGGUAGAACACCCAACACCGCAUUCAAUGCCGAGCUUGUGCUUUCUCCACAACUCCAGGAGGUGGUAAAGAGCGAGCGCAUGAGUAGGCCCCAGGUGGUGAAGCAGAUUUGGACAUACAUUAAGGUGAACAAUCUUCAGGACCAACUGGACAAGAGAAAGAUUCACUGUGACGAAAAAAUGAGAAACUUGUUCAAAAAACUGCUGGUCGGAAUGUUUGAGAUGAAUAAGCUUCUCGGCGAUCAUAUGUAUAAAGAUGGAGAGGUUGUCAAUGGGAACGGCAAGAGAGACAUAAGCGAUGAAGACAAUGACGAUGAAGAAGAGGGCGAGGCUACUUUUCAUGAUGAAAGUGACAGGAAAGAUGUGAAGCAGGAACAGGUUUCUGAAGAAAGCGAGAUCAGCGAUGUUGACGAGUAG
Candidozyma auris is the source of this 735-nucleotide messenger RNA. RefSeq lists its product as uncharacterized. Gene Ontology annotation, biological process: nucleolar large rRNA transcription by RNA polymerase I; transcription initiation at RNA polymerase I promoter. Gene Ontology annotation, molecular function: RNA polymerase I cis-regulatory region sequence-specific DNA binding. Gene Ontology annotation, cellular component: nucleus; RNA polymerase I upstream activating factor complex. The coding region runs from base 1 to 735 and encodes 244 amino acids. The record is from RefSeq and is a predicted model, not a curated record. The transcript has 3 exons. NCBI's taxonomy places the organism in Eukaryota, Fungi, Ascomycota, Pichiomycetes, Serinales, Metschnikowiaceae.